UCUCAAUGUGUAACAUUAUAUAAUAACUAUUUAAAGUUAUGCCAUAAUGACAAAGAUCAAGAGUUUUGUAAUGAACUGGAAAGGUUUAGGUAUAAAUAUGAAGAUAGAGUUGCCCCUUUAAAUUGCGUUGGUGUGCCCAAAACAUUAGAAUCAACGAGACCAUUUGAUUCAUUUGUUAUUUUGUUACCUUUUACUAUUAUUUUAAUGACAACUUUUAUUUCAUUUAUUUUAUAUAAGUUUACUGGCAUAGGACCCUUGUUACGUCUUCAAAUGAGGAAAGAAAAAUAUAAAUCAAGCAAUUUAGGUCAACAGAUGGACUCAAUUCAACAAACACAUGGAACUAUAAGUAGAAAAUCUGGUAAUAUGACGUACAAAAUAUCAUAUCCAUCUGUAGGUAGUUAA
Messenger RNA from Plasmodium vivax (malaria parasite P. vivax), 402 nucleotides. Its product is annotated as variable surface protein Vir15-related, truncated. The record is from RefSeq and is a predicted model, not a curated record. The transcript has 2 exons. The annotation marks the transcript as partial. Lineage: Eukaryota; Apicomplexa; Aconoidasida; Haemosporida; Plasmodiidae.